AGGAGAAAGUACUCAUUCGGUAAGCAUUCCCUUUCCAGACCGAUACCUUAUCUAAGGAAUAUUCAGGCAUAUUUUGGAGUCAUUAAUUUACAACAGAUUCACGACCAGAAAAAGUCGAUCCUCAUUUAGCGGAUGAGCAGUCGUGCUUGAUCAACAGAGACGAGCCAGCAAUUCCAUCAUACAUAAAUCUAUGUGAAACAAAAUAAGUACAACUAGCAGUCAUAAACAAAAAUGAGGAAGAAGAUCAGCAAGAUGCCAGCCAAAUCAAAGAAUAUCGGACGCAGUGCAUUAUUUGUAUGCGCCGCGAUUGUGGGAAGCCGAGGAGCAAGCAUAUUUUCGGAUGGUGUCGUAGUCCACAAGCACAACAUUGGUUCUCCCACGAGCGAUAAAUCUCCAGAGGAGGAAGGUGCGCACAUCACACCUGCGGCAGAAGACAUGAAAGAGAAUUCGUCGGAGAAAGCGGAAAACGCUCCUGAGGUGGAAGCCGACGCCGUCACGAGCAAGGGGCUACUGUUGAGACUCGAUACUCCGGACAAUUAUCAGGAUGCGACUCCCAGCACCUCGGCGAGUAGCAGCACUCUCGUAGCUGCGCCAUCCACUUCCGUUUCAUCUUUCUCGUCGAAAAAAAGAGGAUCGCUUCUUUCGGGAGGAUCCUCGUGUUCUCCUCCGACCCGCGGCGGCACCAGGUUCAGACACCGCCCAACCUCUUCUGAUGUGGAAGCUGCUGCAGUGGACGCCUCGGCUUCAUCGGUUCCUUCUGAACAGGACACGGAUGAGACUGACGACGCACUAGCGAAGGAAGUAGAGCAGCUGACACUGAAGGAUACAGAAGUAGAGCUGCGAAGAGAAAUAGAGAGGGAACGCCUUGAAC
This is a messenger RNA of Amoebophrya sp. A25, 871 nucleotides long. Lineage: Eukaryota; Dinophyceae; Syndiniales; Amoebophryaceae. The record is from the annotation of a GenBank genome assembly.